This is a messenger RNA of Lagopus leucura (white-tailed ptarmigan), 3198 nucleotides long. RefSeq names its product SKI/DACH domain-containing protein 1-like. Lineage: Eukaryota; Metazoa; Chordata; Aves; Galliformes; Phasianidae. The coding region runs from base 105 to 2243 and encodes 712 amino acids. The transcript has 2 exons. The record is from RefSeq and is a predicted model, not a curated record.
CACCUCUCCGGAGGGGCAGCGAUGUGUGAUCACGGAGUGGAAACAAAUAUGUCCUUACUUUCAAUGCCCCCUUUGAAAGAGACAAAGUAAACGCUCUUUGCAAAAUGUUCCUGACCUGCGAAGGGACCUUCGGGAUUGUUCCAGCCACCAUGGAUUACAAUGGGGACGCCGGGCCGGGGCAUUUCCACGCCGGCUAUCAAGAAAUCGAAGGGAUAAACUUGGGAUACUUACAGAUCAAUGGCACUCAGAUGUUUGCUCUGGCCCAGGUCCUCAGCGACCUGUUCAAGGAUAUCCCCAGGACCACCAUCAGCAAGAAGAUGGAAACCUUAAAGAUCAAGAGCCGCCGCUGCGAUCUCCACGAGCUCCGCACCCUCAAAGCCAUCAACUCGGUGCCCACCCGCGCCGUGAAGUGCUCGCUCAUCUCCAAAGCGGACCUGGAGGCUCUCUGCACCUCCUGCAAGAGCCUCAGCCCCCGGCGGAGGAAGAGGAAGAGGAAAAGCAAGAGGAGGGAGCAGCUGCUGCUGCCGGACCCCGGGGAGCUUUUCUCCUGCCCCCGGCCCCAAUUGCUGCCGUCCUGCAGAGCCGGCGGCUGCUGCUCGUCCCCGACCCCCGCCCGCCCCAAGCUGCCCCCCGGCCUCAAGCCGCGCCCGCCGCCCGCGGCUCUCCUCCCGCAGCCCUUCCCUCGGGACUGCCCCGGCCUCGACAGGGCCCCGCGGGGUCGCAGGGGCUGCGCUCUGCCCGAGAGCGGGGGGCUGCUGGCCGGGGCGCUGGGCGCGUAUCCCCGGGACCUGGCGCUGCUUCACCCCGCAGCCCCCGCCCCCCACCCCGGCCUCGGCCCCCGCUGCGCCAAAGGGCUCUUCCAGGCCGAGAAGGGCCCCUCGGGGGGGAGGAAAAGCCGCUCGUCCGCCUUUCCCGGUUGCAAGCGGCAGGGCACCUCGGCCGGGUAUUCCAGCGACUCGGACUCCAGCCUGGACUUCGGGGGGUCCAGCCCCGCCACCUCCAGCGACUCGUCGGAGGAGGAGGAGGAGGAGGAAGGGGACACGUCGUGCAGCAGCGAGGAGGGCAGCUCCUCGGAGUCGGAGAGCAGCUCGCUGUGCAGCGGGGACUCGGUGCAAAGCACCCGGUACAGGCAGGCGGCUCUGCCCCGCUUCCAGCCGCAGCCCCCCCGGGAGCCCCUCGGCGACGAGCGGCCGUCGGAACCCCCCCCGGGUGCGGGCAAAGCGCUGCGGGCAGAGCCCGACCUCCUCUUCCUCUCUCAGCAGCUCUGGGCCAGGACUUUGCGAGCGUCAACUUCGGAAAGUUUGAGCUCGGCUCCGACCCUGGGCUCGGGGGCACAGCCGGAGCCGUACGCGAAGCAGGAGGCCUCCACUUCUUCCUCCUCCUCUUCUUCCUCCUCCUCCUCUCCCCCCCCCUCCCCGAGCGGCACCCCCGGGGGGGACCCGCCACAAAAGGAGGGCGGCUUUGGGGGCGCGGAGCCCUGCGCCAAAGGAAAGGAUUUGCACAAAGAUGCCUCGAACAAUAGAGCCUCGUUAGGCCCCGGCGACCGAGCGGAGAGGCAGAGCGGUGCCGCAGCCGGGCCGGCGGCUUCCCAAGGGCCGCCCCCGGAGCCCCCGGCCCCAUCUCCGGCGCUGGCUGGAGGCCUCGGUCCGGACCCCCCCGGGGAAGCGGCGGAGCCCCGGCGGGAGCACUUCGACCGCCUGAUCCGGCAGUCCAAGCUGUGGUGCUACGCCAAAGGGUUCAACGUGGACGGGAAAAGUUUGCGGCACGGAGGGAGGACGGAGCCCUGCAAAGCUGCAGAGCUCAAAUCCCCCGGCUCCAAAAGAGCAGAGAGCCCCGGCACCUUGUCAAACAAAGCUUUGAGAGGCAAUGGCUCGGAAAGGAAUGCCAAGCGCAGACGCCUUGCCAGAGGCGCUGAGGCAGAAAGGCAACAGAGCUCCUCCAAAGGGAGGCCACAAAAGACUCAAAGGAGGAAUGCCAAAAAGGGAAACACUCAUUGCAAACGCCUCGGCAGCGCCGGGCCAACCCCGCCUCGGAAUUCCUUCAGCCUCAUGGGCAACUUCCCGUGUAUUCCCUCCUUGGUCGUGGGGGAAGACGGGGAUCUGUGCCCUGCCUCCUCCCUGGGGGGCAAAAACUCCUGGGCCCUCUCCAAAACCCACCCGCUGUGGAGAUGGCACGUGGGAGGCAACGCCAUUCCGGUGCCCCCCAGCCUCAAAUUCCGGGGCUAUAGCUUGGAGGAUCUCUAAGGACAGCGGACGGCCCCGCACGAAAGCCCCACCUCUGGAUGCCAAAAAGAAAAAAGGAAAAAAAAAAAGGAGAAAAAAAAAGCCGACACGAGGAAAGAAUAGAUCCAAUUUCUCCCUUUUCCUCCAUAAAUGCAUUGGAUUAAACCCAUAAUAAUCACACGCAGAGAGAACGAAUGAUGUCACGCAGCAGAAACUCGCGUUUCGGCCCCGCUCCGUCCCAACGAAACCGACGGCCGGCGAUCCCAAAUCGCUGCUUUAAUCGCGAUCCCCAAAUGUUUUCUGUCUGCUUCAGGGACGGGAUGAAAACACCGACUUUAAAAAGAGCAGGAAAUGCUGUUUGCUAAAAGAAAACAGGAGGCUUUGAGGGGAAGUUAUUUGAGACUGCUGCGUGUGUAUUAACAGGAAAGGAAAGGCAGAGCCGGGGGUUGUUUGCUGGAUAACAACCCGCUCCGACAGCCCGAAGGUAGCAGGCCUGUAAAAGCUUUACGGGCACGAGAAAUCGGAUCCAGGAGCAUUAGCAAUAGCGCACAGAUGGACAAUUUGAUCCUUCCCGAGCUCCGGGGUGGAAUGCGGGGAAGAAUGCGGAGGGAAUGCGUCGCCCUGUGCAGAGGAAAUCAAACCCCGCUUUAACUUUCCUCGCAAAGCAGCGUCUUUGUGCCGGCCCUUCGGACCGCUGCUCUGCGAAGCCCUCCGUCUCGUUUCGGGAACGCGAAGCCCAGAGAUGCGGCUUUACGGAGCGGGGGGGAGGGGGGGGGGGGGUUCCCCUUCUUUUCCAUUCGCAGCUGCGGGUCGGGGUGGGAGCUUUUCUGCGACCCCCGGCUGGGAGCCCAUCGCAGAGCUGAGCCCGGGGAAGGGGAACGGGAAGGGAAGAGGAAGGGAGAAAAGCACGGAACCCCCCGGAGCCGGCACGGCACGGCCCGCUUCUUUCUGUCUUUCUUUCUUCCUAUAUUUCUUU